GUACCAAAACAAUCCAUUAUAUUUAGUCAUUAUAUUAUAAACUAGUUACUAGUAGUUCUUUAACUGUAAAUACGUGUGCCAUGAGAGCAUCAUGUGGACUUGAGCCUGCUCAUGUGCACGAGCUUCGAGAUGCUCUUCAAGAAACUAGUCAAAAUGGGUAUGACUUCACAAGCAUACCUCUUGUUCAUCCACGCCUUGUUCGAGAACAUGUGUCAGGAGCUGCGGCAGCCAGGCCAGGUCCCUUCACCAGAUCAGACAUGCUGCUGUCAACAUCUGAUUGGAGCAACUUGGUCGUAGUGGCUUUAAAUGCAAGUGCUUGUCAGGGCUGUGAUAGCGGCAACAGGAACGUUGUGGCCAACAGUGAGGCAUCUCUUCAGCAAGAGCUUCUUCUGGCAUCUCAUUUGAGUGUUCCCGUUGUGAUGGCACGAAUCACGUCACAGUAUUGCAUCAAUCUUGCCAGGAUUCUGCAUAACAAAGUGGUGGCUGGCUGCUCUUACCUGGUGUGGGUGCGUGUUCCAUUGGUGUCACCUGCUGACGAGGCUGCUUAUUUCAGGAGCGAUAUUAAAGCACCAAACAACACUGACACCUGGACUUGGUGGAACAGAUUCCACUCCAUAGCCAAUACUGAAAAGAAGAUUGGCUUGUGCCUAGAGAUCGGGGCUGAUUUGCCUGAUGAAGAAGUCUUAGAGAGAUGGCUGGGUGAACCGGUACGCUGCGCUGUAUUGCCAACAAGUAUUUGGCUGACAAACAAGAAAGGAUUUCCAGUGUUGUCCUCGCGUCACCAGCUGUUUGUGAAGAAACUGCACAAACUGCAUUCGCAGUUCCUCAUAACUGGACACCUCAGACACCCGCACCUCAAGUUCUACCAACAGUACCUUGAUCACAUCGUGCAGAGCGAGCAGCAAAACGAGGAUGCAAUGAGCCAGUAUGUGCGUGGCUACGAAGACUAUCUGCAGUGUCCCCUACAGCCGCUAAUGGAUAACCUGGAAAGCCAAACUUAUGAAGUGUUCGAGAAAGAUCCCAUCAAAUACCAGGAGUACGAGCGCGCCAUCUACGAUGCUCUCGUAGACUUGGUCCCCGAAGAAAACAAAGAUGAACGCACCGUGGUGGUGAUGGUGGUCGGAGCUGGCCGAGGUCCUCUGGUGCGGCGAGCGUUAACUGCGGCCAGUCAAGCUGACCGCAAAAUCAAGCUCUACGCCGUCGAGAAAAACCCCAACGCAGUCCUAACCCUACAUGCAUGGCAGGAGAUGGAGUGGGGAGAUAAGGUUUCAGUUGUGUCGUGCGACAUGCGGGACUGGCAAGCGCCUGAGGAGGCUGACAUUCUUGUGUCUGAACUUCUUGGUUCUUUCGGCGACAAUGAGCUGUCGCCCGAGUGUCUUGAUGGCGCUCAAAAAUUUCUUAAAUCGGAUGGGAUCAGUAUUCCGAGCAGCUACACUUCAUACAUCGCACCGCUGCAGUCCCCGAAGCUGUACAACGAAGUGCGGAGCUGUCGCGAGAAGGACAAGCACUUCCUGCAUCAUUAUGAGACGCCGUAUGUCGUUUACCUGCACAACAAGAGGGAGAUUGCUCCUUCUCAGGAACUUUUCACCUUCAAUCAUCCCAAUAGGAGUGCCCACAUUGACAACAGACGCCACAAAGCUCUGCAAUUCCGCGUAACGGAAGAUAGCGCCAUGCACGCCAUUGCAGGUUAUUUUGAGGCAACGCUGUACAAAGAAGUGAAGAUCAGCAUCCGACCUGAGACGCAUUCGCCUGGCAUGUUCUCAUGGUUCCCUAUUCUUUUUCCCAUCAAAGAACCUAUCAAUGUACAUGCGGGCGAAAUAAUCGAGAUACACUUCUGGAGGUGCGUCACAAGCAAGAACGUGUGGUACGAAUGGUGUGUCACGGAUCCAGUGAGCUCCGCGAUUCAUAACCCUAAUGGGCGGGCGUACACCAUAGGUUUAUAACCAAGUAUGUUAUCUAUCAAUUCAGUUGCCUUCCCAAUAGUAGAUAAUUUUGUGUAAAACUUUCAUUCCUGUUAUAUAAUGCAGCAAGGUGGCAUUUAGUACGGUUAUUUUUUUGUAAACGAUUCAUUGUAAUUAGGGAUACCUACGAAAACGGUACGGAGCUAUGAAUAUACAUCAGGAAUCGGAGGUCACCAAUUCAGAUUCUAUGCUAAUGACAAAAAUAGUACGCAAUGGCUCUCCAGUCUGUAGUCUUUUCAUAAUUGCUGGGUCAUAGUUAACUCUCUACUUAACUGAACUAGGAUCUCUUCUUCCAUUCCGUGUUAUUUCUCGCAUAGUCAGGCAAAAUAUAGCGUAGUAAAACUUAUAUAUUGCACAAAUUUACUCCUAUGGCGUGCUCCCCUGGGGUAGUGGGAACCAAGUUAUUUAUUAUUUAAUCAACGACCCAAGUUACUCAUUAUUCAUACAAGAUUAGCUUGGCUUGUAAAGACACAACAAUAG
Messenger RNA from Hyalella azteca, 2441 nucleotides. RefSeq names its product protein arginine N-methyltransferase 5 (gene csul). Lineage: Eukaryota; Metazoa; Arthropoda; Malacostraca; Amphipoda; Hyalellidae. The coding region runs from base 81 to 1943 and encodes 620 amino acids. The record is from RefSeq and is a predicted model, not a curated record. The transcript has 12 exons. Gene Ontology annotation, cellular component: nucleus; cytosol. Gene Ontology annotation, biological process: regulation of DNA-templated transcription; peptidyl-arginine N-methylation.